This is a messenger RNA of Mercenaria mercenaria, 1576 nucleotides long. RefSeq lists its product as uncharacterized. NCBI's taxonomy places the organism in Eukaryota, Metazoa, Mollusca, Bivalvia, Venerida, Veneridae. Bases 97 to 1392 code for a protein of 431 amino acids. The record is from RefSeq and is a predicted model, not a curated record. The transcript has a single exon.
UACAAUAUAGAUCAAUACCAUUAAAGGAAUUCUAUACAAAAUCGUUUCGUGUUUCCACCCGUAAUCGUGUCUUGUUUAAAAAACUGAUACGAAACCAUGUAUAAAGAUUAUCUGAAACGGAAUGGAUUUGUUAAAACUGACUUAAAACUUAAACAGAACGAAACUACUAAUUUAAUGGAAAGAAUAAGCGAAGAAAAUGGAAAUAAAUACGGUGGAAAUUCCGGCUUGGAUACUGAAGCGAGUGUAGAUCCACUUAGCAACGAAGUAAAUACAGCAUUUUCAUCGGACUUAAAUAAGAGAAAAUUAAUUCUUCAUUUCGAUAUACGAAAUACAGUGCUUGUCGCGGAUUCAGUGACAAAUGUUUCUGUAGAACAAGCACUGAACAGUUUUCUGACAGGUGUUGUUUGGGGCAACGAGAGCCCAGACGGGAACUGGGUAUGGCAUUCCGAUCAGCUUUCACUCACACCGCCGGCGGAAAAUGUUGUAACGUUUUACAAAUAUCUAGAAAAAAAAUUCGUCAAGAAUACAACAGACAGGACCCAAUUGAGGUUAGCAACGGGGGAUUUCUCUCAGAGCGACAUCGGAAAGAGCUUUCAGCCGCAUUUCCAGAAUCAUUUGGAACUGCUUAAAUGGAGACAUGACUUCGAGAAAGAUACUCACAAUUGCCUGACAAUGUCUGGUAAAGAUGGACAACAGUAUAAUUACAUAGUGCCUGCUUUGUAUAAGUGUAUUCAUCAUUUAGUAGAAUCAAAAAGAGAUUUUGCUAUAGUUUUUAGAACUUUUGGACUAGACGCCCCCAAUGUUAUCACCAGUUUGGAACACGGACUGAAAGGAAACCAUCCAGGAUAUCAAAAACCCGUACAUUUGAAAGUUAACAGAGAUGUUGGAACUGUGAAAAGAAGUGACGAUGAACCAACUGUUUUCACUGUUAUAGGAGAAGACGAAAAGACAGAAAACUACGUCGGGGACAGAUCGAUUUACGACAUGCUUUCCAGCAGUGUUGGUAUUUCCGGUUUUAGAGACGAUGUACACUAUUGGCUGGAAAAUUCUUACCAUCACGAAACAUCAAAACCUCAUAUUAUAGACCCUUUCGACCAAAACGUUCAUCAUAUAUUCUUCGAUGACAAUUACAGGGCUUACGAAGAUGACAGUAUAAUUGACGUUAGAUUAUUUGAAUCACGUGAUGCCAAAGAAGCGCGAAGUUUGACUAAAGCUGAAGUUGCGCAAUUUGAUAAUGUGUGUCUUGUGCAAGCGGAUCUUAUCAAGUGUAUAGAAGAUGAAAAUUACUAUCGCGACAGAAUUCAAGAAUGUGAAUCAAACUACUCCAUAUUUCUGAAAAGAUGGAGUCGGCUUUCUAGGAGUAUGUCAGUGCAAGUAGAGUCCUCAAAAUGAAAAAUAGUGUUCACAUAUUGUACCUGGAAAUAAAAAAAAACAAUUUAGCUUAACAAUCAUUUCUUGUUAAAUUAGCCAAAGUUUUAUUUUAUUAUAUGAUGCAAUAUUACUAAAACGCAAUACUAAAGCAUUAAUAUUGUCAUUAGGUCAUUACAUUUUAUUUCUAAUAAAGAACCAAAUUGCA